ACAUUCUCACUGUUAAUUUUCUAACCUUACAAAAGUCUCCUUUACCAAUUCUAUACAUCUCACUAGAGUUAAUUACAGAAAUAAAUUUGGUGAAUAUUCUCUCUGAAUAUUUUGUGUGUGCUGCACUUUGCUUUUUUUUUUUUUCACUCAACAGUGCCUUGGAGAUCUUCAUAGAAGAACACAUCUCUAGAUACCAUGUAUUUUAGGUGCUGCAGAGUAAUCCAAAGCAUGAAUGAACUUUAGGUUAUUUAACCAUGGCACUCCUAUGGACAUUCGUUUUCUGUUUCCCCUUAUUGCAAACAAUACUACAUGCAAACAUCUUUGUAUGUUUUCAUGCACUUGUACACGUUUGUCUAGGACAGACACCGAAAAGUGGAAUUGCUGGGUCAUAUGCUAACACCCCUGGGGCUUGGCACACCCUGGUACUGCCGCCUAGAAUGCCUCUCCACAUGACGAAUUCCUGCUCAUCAAGACCCAUCAAGUGUCACCACCCAUGGAAGGCAGUCUCUUCUGUCUCUCUUCUCCCAGAGUACUUCAUGUCCACAGAGAAUCAUUAUUGUGCACUUAGAGCCCUGCCUUAUUUAUCUUUGUGUUCCCAAUACCCUGGCAUAGGGCUUAGCAUAGAGCAAAAAUUCAAAUGUUUUCUUGGUUGGAUAAAUGAGUGACUAAAUAAAUAAACAAACAGGUGAAGGCACAGGGGUUAGGACAUUCCAGAUGCUCAAGGUGAGUGAGUCUGUGAAUGUUUCAAACUUGGGCUCUGGACCAAUCUGCCACUUGGUGCCUCAAGCCAAACCACGUCUGUAGGUCUCUGUCUAUCCAGCCCUCUGACCUUGGGCAUCUCAUCUUGAAGUCUCUUCAAGCUGGGCACUCCACUGAUAGAGCAGUGUGAGUGUGUAGGGGCUCUGGCUGUGGAGCAUAGAAAUCUGAGCCCUGGGGGCAGCCCUAACAGGGGGUUGUCUUUCAAGAGCAGCUCUGUCUUUUUCCCUUUUGAAGCAGCUUGGUGUGCUCUGGGUUGGGGUUUAUUUUUUCUCCCUAUGGUACCUUAGGGGCAAUUAAGAUCAGCUGCGACAUUUCUGCUUUCUGCUUCCAGAUUGAACCCAAGGGAAGCCAGAUGUUUUACACCGGCAUCCACUCCUCGUGAUCUCAUUAACAGUCCUGUUUUCUGAGUCUCUGUGACCUGGCUUCCCCAGACCCCAGGGCCUGGCUUGCAGCCUUGCUUUUUAAUGGGGUUUUAAUAAGUGGCUCCUGUAAUUAAUUUCAUUCUUGUGUUUUCACACUUUCUGUCUAGGUGCCUAAAGGCCCUCAGGCACUAGGUGGGAUGUUAACAGAUUUUAAAUAACACAAACCACCCUGACUGUCAUCAGACACUACCCCAGCUCUUCUCAUUUGCAGUUGUUUUACAAUCCGCAAUUAGCCAGGGCACACGGCCCAUUUGGGAGGCCAGCAACAGACACGGAGAAAAGGGACUUGUCCAAGACGCAGCCGAGAGUGGGUGCUGAGCCUGGUUUCAGAAGUUCAUCCUGCUGGGCACACUCCCUUGUGAGAACCCAGGCAAGGACCCACACCUCAGGCACCACUUGCCAAGCGGCUGAGGCCUCAGACCAAUGGUCUUGGGUGCCGCACUGGGUCUUGGGGAGGCAGUUUCGCCCUCUCACCGGGACUACGGAGCAAGUCCACCCUCAGCAACUCAUACUACCCCCUGCAAUUACCUUCAUUCAUUCCCUUCUGGCCCUUUCCAAUUUAUGAGCGGAUUUAUCUGCACAAAGAACGCGCCAGUAAUUCCUCCCGGGUUUACUAGAAACAUAUUUCGCUAUUUUUAAAGCUACGGUUUAAAAAUCCGCGCACACGUACUCACACUCCUCUGUGAGUGUGUGUGUGUCGGGGAUGGGGGGGGGGUGUCGGUGUGUAUCGAGUGGGUAAGAAGAGAGAACGUGAUCCUGGGCUUCCCAGAGCUCCGCGUCCUCCCCCUGAGGGCGCACUAAUGGGAGGGCACCCGGCUCUCCAACCCCGAGCGAAUUUGCGCGGUCUGGAUCCUCCGAGCGCCCGGGCGUCCGCCCUCGCCGGCCCUCGCCCCCUCUCGCCUGCCAGGGGAGGACGCGGCCGCCGGGUCACCAGCGCAGGAGCGAGCGGGAGGGGAGGGGAGGCCGAGCAGGUGGCGAUUAGGUCAGCUUCGGAACAUUCUUGGGCCGCUCCAGUGGAUAUAAAUAACAGAGGGCAGGCUCCGAAAAAAUGUCGGGGUGGGGACACGGGCGCGAGAAAGAAGGGAUUUGUUUAGGGUGGGGUGGCAUCGUGGGGAUCUGGAAAAAUCCACCCAGGCUGGUGACCGACACAGGCGGUGGGGGGCGAAGGGACUUAAAAGUGAAUACAGGAGUGACACAAAAUGUGGGAAUGAGAACGCGGAGGGGGAGGAGCUCUUGCCUUUUUGCCCCACCCCUACCGCGUGUGGGUCCCAGGCUUCCGAAUGCGCCUCAGAUUGGCAGGCCGGGCUGGAGUUGGAGUCCUGGCCCUGCCCCACGCAGAUCCCGUGCAAGCCGCCGAAGGUAUCUGACCUCAGUUUCUGCAUCUGCACAAUGGAAAUCCGAAAGCUCACAAGGGGAUGGUGGUGAGCUACGUCGGAGCUAACUUCUAAGGAGUCUGAUCUGCAAAAAAUCUUCAAGGCAGAGUCACAGUGGCAGCUUUGAGAGUUGGACAGCCAGGUCCCUGAAGUGAUCUCUAGGCUCCAGCCCCGCCCGCCACCAUUCCGUGCUGCAGGGACACCAUGGCUCCAGAGGAAGACACUGGAGGGGAGGCCCUAGAGGGCAGUUUCUGGGAGGCUGGCAACUACAGGCGGACAGUGCAGCGGGUGGAAGACGGGCAUCGGCUGUGCGGGGACCUGGUCAGCUGCUUCCAGGAGCGUGCCCGCAUCGAGAAGGCCUACGCCCAGCAGUUGGCUGACUGGGCCCGAAAGUGGAGGGGUACCGUGGAGAAAGGCCCCCAGUAUGGCACGCUGGAGAAGGCCUGGCACGCCUUCUUCACGGCGGCUGAGCGGCUGAGCGCGCUGCACCUGGAGGUUCGGGAGAAGCUUCACGGGCAGGACAGUGAGCGGGUGCGUGCCUGGCAGCGGGGGGCCUUCCACCGGCCAGUGCUGGGUGGCUUCCGAGAGAGCCGGGCGGCAGAGGACAGCUUCCGCAAGGCCCAGAAGCCCUGGCUGAAGAGGUUGAAGGAGGUUGAGGCCUCCAAGAAGAGUUACCACGGAGCCCGGAAGGAGGAGAAGACAGCGCAGACUCGGGAGAGCCACGCGAAGGCAGACAGCACGGUCUCCCAGGACCAGCUGCGCAAGCUGCAGGUGCGGGUGGACCGCUGCACCAAGGAGGCCGAGAAGACAAAAGCCCAGUAUGAGCAGACGCUGGCAGAGCUGCAUCGCUACACCCCACGCUACAUGGAAGACAUGGAACAGGCCUUCGAGACCUGCCAGGCUGCUGAGCGCCAGCGGCUUCUCUUCUUCAAGGAUAUGCUGCUCACCUUACACCAGCACCUCGACCUCUCCAGCAGUGAGAGGUUCCAUGAGCUCCACAGAGACCUGCAUCAGGGUAUCGAGGCAGCCAGCGAUGAACAGGAUCUGCGCUGGUGGCGCAGCACCCACGGGCCGGGCAUGGCCACGCACUGGCCACAGUUUGAGGAGUGGUCCUUGGACACACAGAGGACAAUAAACCGGAAGGAGAAGGGUGGCCGGAGCCCUGAUGAGGUUACUCUGACCAGCAUCGGGCCCACAAGAGAUGGUGCUGUGCCCCCACCUCAGUCCCCCGUGUCCUCAGGCAGUGGGCAGGAUGAGGAGUGGUCAGACGAGGAGACUCCCCGGAAGGUUGCCACUGGGGUGCGGGUGCGGGCGCUCUAUGACUACGCUGGCCAGGAAGCUGAUGAGCUGAGCUUCCGAGCAGGGGAGGAGCUGCUGAAGAUGAGCGAGGAGGACGAGCAGGGCUGGUGCCAGGGCCAGCUGCAGAGUGGCCGCAUUGGCCUGUACCCUGCCAAUUACGUGGAGUGUGUGGGGGCCUGACAGCCCUGGCAGCCCUUCUGCAAUGUUUCUCCAGCCUGAGCCAGAGCCCAGCUUCUGGACAGCUGGACCCGAGGGCCCUGAACCUGUGCCCCUGCUGUCCCUCUGUCCCCCGAGGAGGGAGGAAGUCCUGGGAGUCAGGGAGGGGAGGGGCCGACUGAGUCUAGGCUGUGGGUCAUGGGAGGUCAGGAGGUCACAGAAGGGUUCAGGGUACCUCGGCCUCCCCAGGAGUGUUUGGUCUCCCCAGGAGCCAUGGACCCAAUUCCUGGUCUCUGUGUUUUGGGGUUCCUGGGGUGGGCUUGAGGUGAGUGUCGUUCUGAGCUAGCAACACUCUUUUGUGGCUUGUUCUAGUGUGUAUUAAACUUGAAAAAAAUAAAAAAGCAUUUUCAGGCU
Molecule: messenger RNA, 4423 nt
Organism: Myotis brandtii (Brandt's bat)
Lineage: Eukaryota; Metazoa; Chordata; Mammalia; Chiroptera; Vespertilionidae
Gene: PACSIN3
Product: protein kinase C and casein kinase substrate in neurons 3
Exons: 11
Coding region: 2759-4033 (424 amino acids)
Biological process (GO): plasma membrane tubulation; cytoskeleton organization; regulation of endocytosis
Cellular component (GO): cytoplasm; endosome; plasma membrane
Molecular function (GO): protein binding; phospholipid binding
Source: RefSeq, a predicted model, not a curated record